AUGACGGAUAUUAAGCUCAAGGGGCACAAGGGGCUACAAGCGUACUCGACGCACGUAAGCGGGGAACUGGUUGGUGUCGUCAGUGAGUUCGAGGCCAAGAAGCACAAGGUCAAGGUUUGGCAACCCGCUUUGCAACCUAAUACCUACCCUACCGUGGAAUCUGCAAGCUAUCGUUUGGAAGACCUAAAGAGUGGCACUAUCCAGGUUUAUCGCGUUGCCGAGAAUGUUUAG
Molecule: messenger RNA, 231 nt
Organism: Rhizoctonia solani
Lineage: Eukaryota; Fungi; Basidiomycota; Agaricomycetes; Cantharellales; Ceratobasidiaceae
Product: SH3 domain-containing protein
Exons: 3
Coding region: 1-231 (76 amino acids)
Source: RefSeq, a predicted model, not a curated record